UCUACAAUCCCAUCAGCGAGCAUGGACAUAAUACGAGUGUCUCUGUGACUCAAUGCAACUCUUCACUGCACAUUUACUCACGGAAUGCGCGAUGAUAAUGAUGAUGAUUAUGUCUUCGCUACGGGACGCGCGCGUUGCUGUCAUUCGUCAGAUUCAUGCCGUCAAAGUCACGCGAAUAAAGUCCUGAGGAGAAUGGCCGUGCACAGAGAGGGAUGGCAACUUUCAGCAACGCGCCCCUGGACCUGCGAAGACUCUUGCAGAAACUAGCCGUCAUGUUCUCCUUGAGCGUCGCGUGCGCCGCGGUCCUGUAUCUUCUGCUGGGAUGCUGUUGCUCGGACUCGACGGAGAGUUUGCCGAUGGGAUGGGAUGAUAAUAAGACCGCGUUGAGUGUGGGAGAAGAGCUCAGCUCGACCCGGAGACUCCCGCACGCGCUCAUUAUCGGCGUAAAGAAGGGAGGAACGCGCGCGCUCCUGGAGUUCCUGAGGCUCCAUCCGGACGUGCGCGCGCUUGGAUCGGAACCGCACUUCUUUGACCGGCACUACGCGCGCGGACUCACCUGGUACAGGAGCAUGAUGCCAAAAGCCCUCAACGGGCAAAUCGUGAUGGAGAAGACGCCCAGAUACUUCGUCACCGCCGAGACGCCGGGCCGCAUCCACGCCAUGUCGCGCGACAUCAAGCUAAUCGUGGUGGUGCGAGACCCGAUCACCCGCGCAAUCUCCGACUACACCCAGAUCAUCUCAAAGACCCCAGACAUUCCCAGCUUCGAGAGCCUGACGUUUAAGAACCGAUCGGCGGGGCAGAUCGACUCGCUCUGGAGCCCGCUGUACAUCGGCCUGUACGCCACACACCUGGAGCGAUGGCUAGCGUACUUCCCGCUCGCGCAGAUACACUUCGUCCACGGAGAGAGACUGAUCAGCGACCCGGCGGGCGAGCUGGGUCGCGUGCAAGACUUCCUCGGCCUGCAGAGGAUCAUCACGGAUAAACACUUCUACUUCAACAAGACCAAGGGCUUCCCUUGCCUCAAAAAGCCAGAAGGCAGUAGCAAACCUCACUGUCUGGGCAAAACCAAAGGCAGAACGCAUCCUAAAAUCAACCCAGAGGUCAUUCAGAAACUGAGGGAAUUCUACCAGCCACACAACCUGAAGUUCUACCAGAUGGCGGGGAUGGACUUCGGAUGGCAAUGAACUGUUGUGGUCAAUGUUGAGCAAGUUUAAACCGUAAGAAGUGCAGUGAAACACGAUAUCUUAGGCUUGUCGAUGGCUCCAUCGCUGUUCAAAUCAAUGCGUCUGCCAGACACAGUAUACCCAGGCCUGAGCACUUCGGGUCAGAACACUGGCUCAGUUUGAGAGAACUGAUAGCAAUGACCUUAAAUCAUUGGUUAAAGCAGCACUUUUCAGCUCUUGCCAUUUUGAUGUUUAUAGGGGC
Rhinichthys klamathensis goyatoka is the source of this 1425-nucleotide messenger RNA. It is a transcript of the gene hs3st3l, whose product is annotated as heparan sulfate (glucosamine) 3-O-sulfotransferase 3-like. Gene Ontology annotation, molecular function: [heparan sulfate]-glucosamine 3-sulfotransferase activity. The record is from RefSeq and is a predicted model, not a curated record. The coding region runs from base 213 to 1184 and encodes 323 amino acids. The transcript has 2 exons. Lineage: Eukaryota; Metazoa; Chordata; Actinopteri; Cypriniformes; Leuciscidae.